Monodelphis domestica (gray short-tailed opossum) is the source of this 2542-nucleotide messenger RNA. RefSeq names its product matrilin 3 (gene MATN3). NCBI's taxonomy places the organism in Eukaryota, Metazoa, Chordata, Mammalia, Didelphimorphia, Didelphidae. Gene Ontology annotation, molecular function: calcium ion binding. The record is from RefSeq and is a predicted model, not a curated record.
GCCAGGCCAGGCGAUGGGAGGUCCUGGUUCAGAUGUGACCUCGGGCACUUCCUAGCUGGGUGACCCUGGGCAAGUCGCUUCACUCCCUUUGCCCAGCCCUUAUGGCUCUUCUGCCUCGGAACUGACACUUCGUAGAGACUCUAAGACAGAAGGAGGAGAACCCAGAGAGAGCAGGGUAAGGAAACAGAAGAGCGAGAUGAGCCGAGACGGGACAGUAUUGUUGUUACUUUGAAGGAACUCGCCAGAGCUCCCCCAGGGAGAAUUCGAAUCCAGCUCUUUGGACUCCAAGACCAGAGAGGGGUUCCCUGCUCAGACCGCCUGUCAGGAAGCAUCACUGAACACCCUGGAGGGAGGAAAGGCCCGAGAAGGCGAAGCCCUUAGGAAAGGCAGUGGUAACUUUAUUCUGUGGGACCCAGGGGAUGUGGCUCCCUGACCUGGGCCUGUGCCCCCCUUUGUUUCCGGGGUGUCCUUCCGUCCCAUUCCAUCCGCGAGUCCCUGCUUCUGCUGGUUGGUGGAAACCCUGGUCCCCUCCGCGAGCUCCCGGUCUGGCUGCGCUGAAGGCAGGGGCACAUAGAGUGGCGCAGUUGUCUUUGGCGGUGUUAUCUCUACCCGACACUGGCUGCCGGGAGCGGUGCCCAGGCUUGGGCCCAGCAGGUGCCCGGAAAUACUGGGGGAAUCGCCCAGGACGUCUCCGGCUCCCUCCUGGGGGUCCUGGAACACUCGCGGCCGGAGGCUUAGUUAGGGGCUGCAGCGGAGAGAGCGCGGGGAACCGGGCAGCCUUCAGGGCUUUCUCCUCUGCCCCUGUCAAGCCUGGAUGGUGGCCGGGACGGACCUCGUUUAGCGCAGGGAGCAGGAUUGGGGGGGCCCUCGGAGAGCGGAACAGCUGCCAUUGCCCGGGCGCUCUGAGGAGUGCCGGGCGGCCCGGGGGCGGGGGCGAGGCGGGCCCCUCCUCCCCCGAGGGCCGGGCUGCGGUGGGCAGCUCCCUAGCCGGGCUGGGGGCGGCGCAGUCCAGUGCAGGAGCCCGGGAUAGACCAGACCAGACAGCCUCGGGGAUGCAGCAGGACGCGGGGACGAUGGGCCACCGGCUCGGGGCGCGUCCUCUUCGUCCCGGGCUCUUCUUCCUCCUCCUCUUCCUCGUACACGUGCCCGCGGCUCGGGGCCAGCUGGGGAGUAGCCUCGGCGCGUCCCUGGGCUCCCCCCGGGCCAGCGAGGGAGGCGGCGGCGGCCGGAGCGCAGAGGUCUGCCGCAGCCGCCCCCUGGACCUGCUGUUCGUCAUCGACAGCUCGCGCAGCGUGAGACCCCGCGAGUUCGCCAAAGUGAAGCGCUUCGUCACCCGGAUCGUGGACAGCCUGGACGUGGGCGCGGCCGCCACGCGGGUGGCCCUGGUCAACUACGCCAGCACCGUGAAGGUCGAGUUCCACCUGCACAGCCACGCCGACAAGGAGGCGGUGAAGCGGGCCGUGGCCCGGGUGCGCCCGCUGGCCACCGGCACCAUGUCGGGCUUGGCCAUCCAGGCGGCCUUGGACGAAGCCUUCGCGGCGGAGGCCCCCUCCGACGUCCCCAAGGUGGCCAUCGUGGUGACCGACGGCCGCCCGCAGGACCAGGUCCAGGAGGUGGCGGCGCGGGCCCGGGCGGCCGGCCUGGAGAUCUACGCCGUGGGCGUGGACCGCGCGGACAUGCAGUCGCUGAGGACCCUGGCCAGCGAGCCCCUGGAGGAGCACGUGUUCUACGUGGAGACGUACGGCGUGAUCGAGAAGGUGACGGCCAGCUUCCGCCAGACGUUCUGCGCCAUGGACCAGUGUGCUCUCGGCACUCAUCAGUGCGAGCACGUCUGCGUGAGCGAUGGAGACGGUGCCCAUCAUUGUGAAUGCAGCCAAGGAUACACCUUGAAUGAAGACCGGAAAACCUGCUCAGCUGUCGAUAAGUGUGCUCUCGACACGCAUGGCUGUGAGCACAUCUGUGUGGGUGACCGUGCUGGGGCCUUCCACUGCGAGUGCUACGAAGGCUACCUCCUGGAGGAAGACAAGAAGAGCUGCUCAGCCCAGGAUAGGUGCGCCGGGGGUAGCCACGGCUGUCAGCACAUCUGCGUGAGCGACGGGCCCGGAGCCCACCAUUGUGAGUGCUUCGAAGGCUACGUCCUGAAUCCCGACCGGCGGACGUGUUCAGCUCAGGACCUCUGCGCUCUGGGCAGCCAUCGCUGCCAGCACCUCUGUGUGAGGGACGGGCCUGGAGCCUACCACUGUGCGUGCCAGCCCGGGUACCGCCUGCAGGAGGACGGGCGCUCGUGUGCAGCCAUCGAGGAAGCCCGGAGGCUGAUCUCCAGGGAGGAUGCCUGCAGCUGCGAAGCCUCGCUGGCCUUCCAGGGGAAGGUCACCUCCCACCUCCAGAGCCUGGCGUCCAAACUCGAUGACAUCUUGGAGAAGUUGCAAGUCAAUGCUUUGAGACAGGUCCAUGGCUAGAGCUGCCCUUCAUGCCGGCAGCCCAGCUUUAUGGGACUUUGUUGCUGAGGCUCUGGUGCUUCCUCGCCAUCAAAAAAUUCACU